This is a messenger RNA of Dentiscutata erythropus, 1467 nucleotides long. The record is from the annotation of a GenBank genome assembly. NCBI's taxonomy places the organism in Eukaryota, Fungi, Glomeromycota, Glomeromycetes, Diversisporales, Gigasporaceae.
AUGCCCUAUUGCAUAAUAUGUUAUUUUAAAAAACCAGAACCAGAGUUUAAAGUAUGGAUAAGUGGUAAUGAUACAAUCGAUAUGAUAAUUCGACGCACACAGGUUGACUAUGAAGACUUUUUUUAUUGGGAGUGGAUAGAUCCAAAAGACUUGGUCAAUAUUCAAUAUCUUGCAGACGGAGGGCUUUCAUCCGUCUAUAAAGCAACAUGGCUUAAAGGAUAUCCCCGCAGGCAUAAUGGGUUAAGACCUCAAAGGGGAUCUGUUAUGGUUGCACUUAAAACGCUUGGUUCUUUUGAUGAAGCAACGAGUAUUAUAGAUGAGUUUAAUAAUAAACUUCUUUCAAAUAAGAAAGAUCUUGAAACGUGUUCGGAAAUUUAUGGGUUAACUUUUCUCGUACAGAAAAAUCAAAUUGCUAUAGUAAUGGAUUUCUAUGAAGAAUAUGAUGAAAAAUAUAAUAACCAAAAUGGAAAACAAACUCAAACAAAAGAACAUUUUAGUGAACCUUUUUCAAGCAGAUUUAUACCACUUUUUACAGCUUUUGCACAACAAAAAAAAUAUAAAGACACAAUUUUUAAGAAAGUUCAAAAUGAUAAUUCAUUAUUAACUUCUAUUGAACUAGUUUGCCCAAAAUGCUAUUUGGAUUGCAGAAUGUGUAAUAGACCUUGUCAAGAUGAUGAAGAAUGGUGUAACAGAUGUUCUGUAAGAAAGCCAAAAACAGGUCUCAAAAAUUUAACAAGGGGUUUUGAAAAAUACAACAAAUUGGCUCAAGAUACAUAUCAAAUCGAUAAAGAAAAGGAUCUAGAGUAUUAUUUGGAAUGGAUAAAUCCCGAACGAAUUGUAGAUAUUCAGCAUCUUGAUAAUGGUGGAUUUUCAUCUGUUUAUACUGCCAAAUGGCUUGAUGGUUAUCCUCGUGAACCAAAUGGAUUAAGACCUCGAAAGGGACCAGUUACUAUAGCACUUAAGAUAUUUAAUUUGGAUGAUAAGGAUAAGGAUAAAUCAUUCGAUACUGAGAUAGCCGUUUAUACAUCACGAGUCCUUGCUGUUUUACCAGUUAGACUUCGGAAUGAAAGUUUUGGAAUUACCAUAGUUCCAGGAAUGGGGAUUGCUAUGGUAAUGGAAUUUUGUGAGGGUGGAAAUUUAAGAAGUUUUCUUCAAAGCAUAUGCGAUGAAAGCCGUCCAAAAAUUAAUGAAGGCACACCAACUUUUUGGGUGAAAUUAAUGCAAAGAUUCUGGGAUAAUGACCCUAAGAAACGUCCAAGUGCUAUAGAAGUAGUGGGUGAAGUGAUAUCUGAAUUAGAAGUAAUACAGAAGAUGCCUCAAGAAGAAUUUUAUGAGUACUUAAAACGUGAUUUGACAAAGGAGCAUCCUAAUACUGCCCAUUUGAGCAAAUUUAUAUCAAUAAUUACAAAUAAUGAAAAUUCAGAUUAUGAAUAUAUUAUUCAUGAAGAUUCAACAUUUGCGAACUCG